Molecule: messenger RNA, 4719 nt
Organism: Candidozyma auris
Lineage: Eukaryota; Fungi; Ascomycota; Pichiomycetes; Serinales; Metschnikowiaceae
Gene: SRB9
Product: Srb9p
Exons: 1
Coding region: 1-4719 (1572 amino acids)
Biological process (GO): regulation of transcription by RNA polymerase II
Cellular component (GO): mediator complex
Molecular function (GO): transcription coregulator activity
Source: RefSeq, a predicted model, not a curated record
AUGUUCGGCAAUUACUUGGUUUGCAAAUCAAGCGAUGAAAUCAGGCAAUACAGUAUAGUUCAGAUUGAUCCUGUGGUUUUAGAAAAUGGUGAUAUGUUGGUAUCUCUUUCGCAAAUGAAUCGAAUAGCUCUUUGGGGAACAGAUAUCGUCAACACGAACAUGAUCUCGAGUGACAUUACGAACACCUUUGUCAUAUACGUCAUUCCUUCUGGCUUGCGAUGUCAUUUCUUUAGUGUUCAUGAUUUCAGUCAAACCUUCACGGUCACUCCCCCGAAAUCGAGCGGUAAUUUAUUGCGGCUCUUGAAAUUGAGCACGGGUAUUGACCUUUCGGAGAGGACAGAAAUUCUCUGGGUAAAGCUCAUUCCAAAUCUUCAACACUUAAACAAUCAAACAUCAGACAUCUCGCUGUUCAUUCAUGAGGUGGACAAUAAAAAAUUCAUUUUAUGGCCUUGGGAACUUUGCCUUUUGCAGUUUGGAUAUGAGGAUUCUCGCCUCGAAGAAAAACAACAGGGUCCUUCUUCAACAGAUCCUCUUCAACUCAUUCAUAGAUUCAUUGACUCAUUAGCAUUUGAGAAAGAGGAGUUUACAUCGAGAAACGGCCCUCCAUUCACUAAUUCGAAUGCGAAUGCGCAUCUGACUAGUAAUAUGUUCAACUACAAUGUGCCUAGCUCGAUUUCAACCGGUAGAAGCUCUGGUCAAGGUACAAUGCCGGAAUUUUUGCAGAUCAAAUCUGAUACACCGGCAGCACUGGUGUCUGAAAGUAAUGGCAGACAAAAUGUUAGUCAACUUGAGGAACUGCAGCAAGGGGAUACUGAGGAAAGGAGCAGAAUGCAACCUGAUACGGCGAAGAGUGGAGUAAAAGCAGAUGACGACAAAUUUCAUGACUCGAAAACAACAGAGACAAAAGGCGAAGCCCAUAUGGAUGACAUUAAUGAUGAUGAGGAUCUCUUUGGGGAGAGCUCCGGCUCGGAAGAUGUAGAUUCAUCAACGAUAAGUAAGACUGAUAAAGAUCGUGCCGAUAGAGCUUCAUCGAACGUCAAUGCCACUUAUUCAAAGGAACAUUCAUCUGUCAAACAAAUGGCGCCUUCUACUGCCGAAAAUACUUCUAGUUGUGCGGAUGAAGAGCAUAUAAAUGAAACUUCGAUGAGUCCGACGACAUUCGUGAAUAUUCCCAAGGACCAGAUGAUUUCUGAUAUCGAAUCUAUACCCUCUUCUUACAAAGAUCCUGGUGCUCCGUUGUCAAUCGUUCCAACUCCGAUUAUUCCGCAACACUCGAAUUUGGGUGUCGGUCCUAACGAUUAUUCGAAUCUUUCGAAGCUAUCAUCUCUUCCACAUCGUGCUCGUUUGAGAUUGGAGCGGGCAAGAGAGCCGCUCAACAAUCCUGAACGGCAAGGUUAUGUCUUCUCUCCUCUUCGUUUUAACCCUGUUAUCAAAAGCAGUAUAGACACGAAGUAUGGGAAAGGAGGUAAGUUUUAUGUCUCGCAAAAUGCUAAUCAAGACUACGAACAAAAAGUAAGGCGGCCAAGAGAGACAAGUGUGAGUCAUGGGUCACCGAUACAACUUGCUAAUGAUGAGAACAUACUUGGAGAUAUGCCCUUUUUUAACAGUGGUCGAGAUCCGGGCCAUGAAGCUUCAUUUGUAAAGCCUCAACCAUCGGAGCUGCAUGAGUCUACCGAAACGCAACAUCACGAUGAUGCUAGAGAAACUGACAAUGAUGACGAAGAAGAAAGUGAUUUUGAUGAAGACUAUGAUGAUCAUGAAUUGAAAACGUCACCUUUGCAACUUAAUAUAUCAAAUCAAGACCCUCAAAUCGGUCUUUCUUCUACCUACGAUGCCCUUGAUACCCAGAACCUGAACCAUCCGACAUUAUUUCCUCACACAAGCAUGUUGUCGCCCAGCAAUGAGGAGUCAAAAAAUAAACUAUCUACCUUCGAGUCCCCUCCUCCCCCAAAUUCGUUAGGAAACAUACAGGGUCUGGUAAUGCUGCCAGUAUUCGCAUCUCAGUUUGGUAAUAAAGAUGAUUCGACGGUACCUGGUAGUGAUAUGAAAGAUGGCGAGGCGUCACUUGCGCCCACCUCCAGCAUGAGCCCCUUAAAUUCCUCUUCCAAUGCCAUGGGAGAGUCUUCCAAUUGCCUUCCACUAAUUCUUCGGAGUAUCAAUGUGCUAACAAUACCUCCAGAGUUUAUUGUUGAAAGGAAGAGGGAGAGAUGGGACGACGUCACAAUGCUGUCGGGGUUUGACAUAACAGUAAUGGAGGAUAUGGAGGACAUUAAUGAUGGUAGAUUCGGGCAUCUUUCGGUGAAGAGCAAAAACAUCGAAGAAUACCUAAAAUGGGUUACAAAUAAUGUCGUAUUUGACUUUGGCGGUUUUGAAGCUCGAAACCUGUCGAAGAUCAAACUUCCUUCUGAAAGUAUUGUACAUGAUGACACUCCUGAGUCUGAGCCGUCCGAACUAGUUAUCGACACUUUCAAGAACAUUUUUCCUUUGAGCUUUCGAAUGGGUCUCGAUGAAUUUAGAUUUGGGCACAACUUCUCAACCUCUGCAGAAAAUCACGAAGAUCCCACAAAGAAGAAUGAGAUGGACUUGCUUGAGAGAAUGAACGACAAUGUCGAGUUAGCGGGUAGUGUUUCACAAGAUAUGCGACAGUUAUCCUGGGACUCAAUUUAUCAUGAUGUUGGCGAAAAUAAGAAAAAUGCACUUCAAAGCAUGGUGCUCCUAGACGAAGCAAGACAGAAGUGGGAGACUCAUAAAGGAGAGGACGAUGCUUUCACGUCUUUGCAUGAUGUGAAAGUCAAGGUUAUAAAGAAUGCCUCAGAUGAAAUUAACCUCGAUUUUCUUGGGUUGAGGUUCUGGCAUUAUUUGAAAUUUAAACCCAUUCACAAGCCAAGAAACUUUCAGGUAUUGCUAAUAUCAGAGAGCCUGAGCGCGGGAAAUGACCGAACUACUCUUGAUGGCGGUAAUCUCUCAUUUUUGAGCCUUUUAAGAAACAAUUAUAAGGACAACCAUUUUGGUGAUAUCAAGAGAUUGUCUCUACAGGUCCCAGAUGACAGACAAGACUUGGAAGGGCUAACCAAUGGCAUUAUUCUGGCUGAGAAUGUAUUGAAUGAUGCCACAUAUGGAAAAUACUACGGUAUGAUAAACAGAACCUUGAAGUCGUUGGCGGAAUUGAUUAAGCUUGAUCUCAUCAAUAAAAUCAACAGAUUCGAUUUUGAUCGCCCUUUGUUACUCCUAUUCAUAAGCUUUGAUCGAAGCCUAAGCUCGUUAUCGCUGAUAUCUAAGCUUUGCAGGAACUUUAAAACAGCGCUCAGCAAUCAACAUCUUUCUUUGGUUGAUUUGUUCUGCCACAUUAUACCCGGUGAUUUAAUUAUGAAACAGUGCGGCCAAGAACGAAGAUUGCGAUACCUCUCGAACACACAGAUGACGAAUAUCUCAAUGCUAUUGUAUAAUAAGUGUCCGAGUCAAAAAAUCAGUACUUCACUCAGUAAAAAACUCGAAGUUACAGAGCUCUACACAAGAUUAGUUAAAGAGAGCCCUGUAGCGUUGAAUUCAAAGAUCUAUAACCGCUCCAUGAAUGCAGAUGGCGGAGUCGCGUUACUUGAUGAUUUGUUCUUACAUGUUGCCUACGAGCGUUCCAUUGAUCGCAGGUGGGUAUCAGCGGCAUGGUCAGAUCCACACGGAGCUGUUAUCCGUACGAAGUCGUGGCUUUGCUCAACAAAAAAACCUUCUUCAUCAGCUUCACACGACAUCGGAGCCAUUAUUGGAGAAAUCUGGGAUGUCUCCAGCUCGCUCUUCAAAAUUCUCAACGACGAUGAUUCCCGCAGAGCAUGUACGACGGGAGGCAAAAGAUACUUGGUAUUAACUAGGAUAAACAGCAUUUUACCAGACGAUGAGCUAGUCUUUUGGAAAAGAUUGACGACUAAGUAUAAGGAAAUGUCUUUGAUUGUACUCUCUGCCAAUCGAAUGCCUAAAGCAAGUUUCAAUUUAGAAGAUUCGUGCUCACAACCAACUGCUUCAUGCGGUCAGUCGCCAAAAAGUAUGCCUGCUAAUCAGAAAGGUAAGCUUUAUGGCCUUCCUUCGCUGCAUGGGUCAGAAUUACUUGGAACAUUUGGUGAGUCGGGUGUGCCAUACACUUCUUCACCAGCCAACGCUGAUAUGAAUUCGACUUCACCUAUCAAUUCAGGCGGCAUCACCGUGCAAUCCCCAAAUCAGUUCAUGAAUUUGUCAGCCAAUUUUUUGAGCCCCCAAGAUUGUGGUCCCUCGGGGCAAUUACCGGAAAGUACCACAAACGAUGAAGCAAAUUUGGUCCUUCAAGACGAGAGCCUUGAAAUCAUGGGCUUCAUACCGCAGACAUCCCUCCCCUCUACGAACUCGCCAACAAGACUUGCUAUGAGGAAUGGGUACUUGAUCAAAACGCAAGAAAGAUCCGACGCACCCAAAGUACCGAAAAUUCUUGUAUUUGAGGUGUCACUUCUUAGCUGUUCAAAUCAUUGGAACGUAAACAAUCUUAUGAAAAUCCUACUUAACCAGCUAAAAAAGCUCAUCUAUCUCAAUCAAGUUGUCGGCGUAUGUGACAUUGGAGACAAUUUUGUUUCCGGGAAUUUUUCUAGAGGUACGCAUAAGAAAACAAUUCGAUCCAUAAUCCCCUGGCAUAUUAAUGCUGUUGGGAAAUGCUUGGACUACUUAGUCCACAUACGUGUUGAUGAAGACCCCCUAGCCUAA